This is a messenger RNA of Aureobasidium subglaciale EXF-2481, 1340 nucleotides long. RefSeq lists its product as uncharacterized. The record is from RefSeq and is a predicted model, not a curated record. The coding region runs from base 98 to 862 and encodes 254 amino acids. Lineage: Eukaryota; Fungi; Ascomycota; Dothideomycetes; Dothideales; Saccotheciaceae. The transcript is spliced from 2 exons. Gene Ontology annotation, cellular component: mitochondrion. Gene Ontology annotation, biological process: mitochondrial electron transport, NADH to ubiquinone; mitochondrial respiratory chain complex I assembly.
GGUCUUUGCCCUACGUCAGGAAUCAUCAGAUCAUCCAGCUAACAAUCAUAAUCAUCCAUCUCGCAUCGCUUUCCACUCUCCAACCACAUAUUUCAACAUGCAGUGCACUCGACGAAUGCUGGCGCCUGCCGGCUUCUGGAAGCGUAGCCUCCAGGAGUUCUCCCGCUUGUCAAAAAUCGCUAUCAAUGCAGAAGCGAUCAAUCGCCCGGAAAGGCCCUUCCCCCUAGUCACAUUCAAUGAACCUGAUGCAGCAGAGAAUUGCAAAGUCAUGUCUGACGAAGACAUGGGCGGCUUCUCAAAGGUCCACUUCGACUUUGUUCCUGCCUCUGCAGAAGAUCCUCCACACAUUCGCUUCCAUGGCACCAUCUCAAAUGAGCUUCCCGCAAACCGACCAGAGAUUCAGAGGUCCGGAUAUGCUGCCUGGCGCACAAGAGAUAUGGGCCGAAAUCUGUUCGGCAAGGGACUUUGGGACCUCGACCCAUACAGCUACAUCGCCUUGAAAGUCAAGAGUGAUGCUCGCAAAUAUUUCGUCAAUGUUCAGACCGACUCCAUUGUACCGACGGAUCUUCAUCAACACCGUCUGUAUGCCCAACAGUCUGGACAAUGGGAGACAGUCAUUGUGCCAAUCAGCGAGUUUGUGCGUACAAACCACGGCAUGGUCGUUGAACCGCAGAGCGACAUGAUGCGCCAGAAGGUUAGAAGCAUAGGAAUUGGCUUGAUCGAUCGUGUCCCAGGACCUUUCGAUCUAUGCAUUGCUGAAAUCUAUGCCACCAACAAUUCUGGUGGCAAAGAGUUUAACAAGAAACCUCCGACCAAGGACGACCAUGAUCUGGUGAGCGAUGGUCUUUUGUUCAAGAAGUAAACCAUAUUCCCAUUUCGCAUGCAUGGUGUUGUAAGGAGUCUUUGAGCCAUGGCUAUGGUCAUUGUAUAUAAUUCAUUCGUUGCAGCUCUGGUCGGGCAUCCGACCGAAUGAACGUUGCAUCUCUACAACUUCACUUCUUUUGACCAAGAAAGAACAAACGACCAGAUUUUCAGCCUCUUUUGGAAGUAGUACAGCAUUUCAUGUGAAAGGCAGUUCUGGCCACUGGCCAGGAAGGAGCAACCCAUGCCGCGCACAGACCUCAGCAACUCUCUCCGCAGAUUGAUAGACAGCUGGCACCAAGGCCGAGCCACCUUGUCGCAUUACUCUGAACCACUUCUUUUGAUCAACUCCUGUCCUCUCUUCACCACAAGCACACAAAUACACACACCGCAGUCAUGUCGUCAAACCAAAUGCAAGAAAUCAUGGAGAUGCCCCGCGAGUUCAUCAAGGACGGCACCCAGUUCAUCAACCGCUGCAC